AUGACUAUAAAUUAUUUAUCUCAAAUAAUUGGUUCAGAAGAGGAUGCUUUGCGUUUACUUGUUGCAAUUUUGGCUUGUUAUCCUUUAGCUAUUAUUUACCGAACAUUUAUUUAUAAAUUACCCGAAAGAUUUCAACAUGCAUUUUUUGUGGUUACUGGUAUUUUGCUUUAUUUGUUUUUUUGUGGUUUGUUUUUUUUAAUUUUUUGGAGGGGAAUUUUUUGAAUCUUUAUUCAAUUUCAAUGAAGAGAAUUUAAUGAAUUGGACAUUUUUGACCCAAAUGGGCAUUUUUAUUAAUAUUUUUUAUUUGGUGGAUUUUUGGGGGUCUUUGAAUUUU
This is a messenger RNA of Meloidogyne enterolobii, 334 nucleotides long. Lineage: Eukaryota; Metazoa; Nematoda; Chromadorea; Rhabditida; Meloidogynidae. The record is from the annotation of a GenBank genome assembly.